AUGGCGCAGGCCGACCCGCUCUCCGGCACGACGAGUGCGACCGUCGUGCGGACACGAAGACACCACCGCAGCCUCCAUGAAGAGCUCGAGUUGAUCCAAACCGAGAAGAACAGCACGGUCGAAUCCUUUGCGGCCAAAAAGUGGAGCGAACUCUUUCGAUUGCACAUUCUCCUGACAAAUUCCAAACGGUUUGGACACAUAUCCCUCGGUGGCGACGGCCAUGGCUUGUACGAGCACCUUUACCGAGCAUUUCCCCAACAAAUGGUGACGAAGCCCCGACUCAUCGGUGUCCUGCGGACUGUUUGCGGCAUCGAAGCGACGAAACUCACUUCCAUGGACGAUGAAUCCAAGGCGCUGGUCAAACAUCUCGAAGGACUGCACUACUGUUUUGAAUCUACCAACGUACACGCCAUGACGAAACGAACCAAGGACGUUGCUACGCUGCAUGCGAACUGGAGACUGCUGCUCUUAUCUCUCAAGAUGCUGCGAGAGCCGAUGCUGCCCGAAUCAGCCUACUUUUGGUUUGGAUUUCAACUCUUUAGCUCGCCUGGGCUAUUGGACGACUCGCCCGAGCUCUGGAUAACUCGCCACGACUUGUACAACAUUUUCAACUUUGCAGCGAGCAGUCAUGUGUGCUCUCGUGUGAUUAAUCAGCGAAUUGCCCAAGCCGACCACGCCCUGCCCGAAUCCGUCUUGAAUCGUUCGCGCAUCCACUACCGUCACUUUUGCGAACUCCAAGAUCACCCGAUUCUCCACCAAGUGCUUGAGCCAGCCACACCAUACACGACGUACUUCAUCGAGCUCAUGUCGCCGCACAUCCGACACUUUUUGUUUCAAAUGCGCAAGUUCGACAAAGACCGAGCGAAAUGCCGCAAGUUCCUGUCGUAUUACCACGCCAAGACUAUGCGCUUUUGCUGGUCGCUGUGGCUGGACCAAGUAAAGUAUCGGCGCAACGCUCGGCGCACUGUACUCCGUGCGAUGGACCAAGCCGCCCUCAGGUCUCGCUUCGACGCUUUCGACAGGCUACGAUCGCACGCGUUGAAGGUCGUGGCCGCGACAGAAAUUCAACGAGUGUUUCGUGGCAUGCAAGGACGCAGGCGGUUUCUCGGUGCCCUGACAACGCUGCAAGCUGUGCUCACCAUUCAACGGCUCUACCGCGACCGCGACCAGUUUCACAAGUUCGUCAAGCUAGCCAAGCUUAAGAGCAAGCACGCCAUCAAAAUUCAGCGAGUCUACCGAGGCCGCCUUGGCCGCAUCCGGGCGCGGGCAAGGCUCCUGGCCUACUUCGACAGUGAAAUGGCCAAGAUUGAAGCUCAACGCGAGGCGUGUGCGAAAGCCGAUCGCGUCCGUGCUGCCCGUCAAAUUCAACGAACCUACCGCAAACACAAAACCAAACUCGUGGCCAAGCAAACGGAGUCCGACAAUCAAGACUACCACCGCAUCGAAAUGGAAAUGAAGAUCAUGCUUCAAGCGGCAGAGCGGGCGCGGGACGACCAUCGCGCCGCUGUCAUGGCAUACUACGACAAAUUACGCGAGGACACCGAAGCGAUAGCAGCUCGAGAAAUCGUCGAUGCACGGGAGCGGCAAAAGGUCAUCGUACGGCGUCGCGAACGAGAGUGGGCGACCAUCAUGGGGCAGCGCAAAGCAAAGCUGGAGAGCGUCGCCGCGUCCAAGUUGGAGCGGAAGGCAACGCGCGAAGCGGAAUGGCGCGCGAAAAUAGAAUCCCGCGCGCAGGCCCGCCGCGACAAGCUCCUACAAGUUCUCCUGCGACCCAAUUCCAAAGACGACGACGUGCUCAAGGCAGCAUUUCUCGUCCGACUCGACGUCAAGUAUAGACAAGUCAAGGCCAACUACAAAGCAACGGGGAUUGCGAUGGCGGCCAAGGAAAUGAAAGAUCGGGCGCAGCACGAUGUGUUGCUGGAGGAAAUGGAAGAGGAACGAGAACGGGCAAGGAACGAGUGGCGACUGCUCGAGCUCCAAGUCGCCAAGCAAGAGCAGGAUGACGCCGACACCGAACGGCGCCUCGAGAUCGAGCGGGAUAGCAUGGAGCGCUUCCGCGCUGCCACAUGCAUCCAACGUGGUGCAAAGGUCUAUCUGGCAAGAAAGGUACUACAGCGCAAGGUCGAGCAUGCCUUUGAAAAGGUGUACGACGUUGCGACCGGCCAAGUUGUGUACCUCAACACAAGAACCAAAGGCGUGUGCUCGAAGCCAACGUGCCUUGGGACCCACGAUCUACCGAUGGCAAACAAAUGGUACAUUUGCCCCGACAUUACAGGCGAUGUCUACUAUUACAACCCGAAAACGAUGCGAAUGUCGUGGACUAAACCGGAUGAGUGCACCUUUUGCGACGGCUGCAGCACCAAGUUUGCCGCGGUGUACUGCCCGAACCACAUGAAAGGAAGGUAUGUUGAUCCCGUCCAUCUGUGCCUUGAAUGCUACGCCGAACAAUCCGUCAAAGAUCCUGGGCUGGUGCUCAACGCUUCGCGUUUUGACGGAGCCACCGCAAGAGGUUAG
This is a messenger RNA of Aphanomyces invadans, 2514 nucleotides long. RefSeq lists its product as hypothetical. Lineage: Eukaryota; Oomycota; Saprolegniomycetes; Saprolegniales; Verrucalvaceae. The record is from RefSeq and is a predicted model, not a curated record. Bases 1 to 2514 code for a protein of 837 amino acids. Gene Ontology annotation, molecular function: protein binding. The transcript has 12 exons.